Messenger RNA from Gaeumannomyces tritici R3-111a-1, 6424 nucleotides. RefSeq lists its product as hypothetical. Gene Ontology annotation, cellular component: cytoplasm. The transcript has 2 exons. The record is from RefSeq and is a predicted model, not a curated record. Gene Ontology annotation, molecular function: actin filament binding; calmodulin binding; GTPase activator activity. Gene Ontology annotation, biological process: regulation of GTPase activity; regulation of actin cytoskeleton organization. Bases 301 to 5568 code for a protein of 1755 amino acids. Lineage: Eukaryota; Fungi; Ascomycota; Sordariomycetes; Magnaporthales; Magnaporthaceae.
GCUCCCACCAGGGCAGGCCACUUCCGAGCACCAAAAGUCAAGGAAGACACCGAGCGGAACACGAACUAAUCUUGAAAGACAGCAACAAAAGCAACAAAAGUAACAACAACACGGCCCAACCCCGACCUAUCCCUAGAUUCUUCGCUUGUCACGCCCUGUCCACCUGCCGAUGACUGCUGCCAACCCCCUGCGAAGGCUCUAAUGUCGUCGCUCGCCUCUGGCGCAUUGGCCUCGCAUUCUCAUCGCAAACAACCGCCCUGGACCCGGCGCUGAGUGCAUCCGCGCCGCCCACAACCGAAAAUGUCGACUCGACCACACCCGCUCCGACAGUCCCAGACCGCCGACUACCCAGUCUUCCGUCAGCCCUCCACCACAUCGUCCUCGGCGUCCUCGGGAUACUCCUACAACUCCGAGGCAAGCCACACCAGCAUGUCGUCGGCCGGCACCGGCUACUAUGGCUCACUCAAUCAUGGCCGCACCAAGAGCGAGGUCGGCCGGCUGCCCUCCGCCUCAGCCACUUCACCGCAGCGGACGGGACCAGACAAUAUCUACAAAGACGCACGCCAGUCUCUCCGCCCUCUGCCCCAGGCGCCGGGCGCACUCGCCGCUGGCGAUCGCGUUCCCUCGUACCGCCACGACCGCGGCCAGAGCGUGGACAUCGGCAAGCUGAGUCUCAGAGACAGGGAAGGCUCAUAUUCUUUGCCAUCAACAUCGCCCACCCGCCAGUCCGCUUCUCCGCUGGUGGCAACAAACACAUCGCCAACACGCAUGUCACCAACCCCAUUGCAUUCAGCAAAUACGUCGCCUACGAGGCUAUCCCCCGUUCCGCUACCAUCACCAAGCACAUCACCAACGAGGAUGUCACAAUCCUACCUGCCUCCGGGAAAUACGUCACCAACCAGGACAUCGCCGACUAGGACGUCAACAGUCCGCCCCAACUCCAUGUUUCUCCCACGCGCAGAACCAGUUAACCAAGCAGAGAGCCUGGCCGUUGCACAUGCCCAUGGCCCCAGCUCGCCUCUCGCAUCCCACCACCCACACCCCGUGCAUCUACCCGCCCCCGACCUCGAGAGCCUUGGGCGAUCUUCCACCAACCAACUUCGCACACUGUCUAGGCUGGCACAAUCCGGGGAGGCCGAAGAGUUUGCCAUCACAACCCCUGCGCAGGAAGUGGUGGGGCUUCGAGGCCGCCGCAGGCUGCAGAGAGCAGACAAGGCGAGCGCUGGCCGUUUAGGUCAGCGCAACGGGGGAGGGUCGAGCUGGCAGAGCACCAACUGGAUGGACAAGCAGCGGCAGUUUUUGCAGGCGUACGAGUAUCUCUGCCACAUUGGCGAAGCCAAGGAGUGGAUCGAGGACGUUAUGAACAAGCCCAUCCCUCCCAUUAUCGAGCUGGAAGAGGCCCUGCGUGACGGCGUCACCCUCGCCGAGGUCGUGGAGUCCCUGAAUCCGGACAGGAGAUUCCGAAUAUUCCGCCACCCACGACUACAGUAUCGCCAUUCGGACAACAUCGCCAUCUUCUUUCGCUAUCUCGACGACGUCGAGCUGCCGGAUCUCUUCCGGUUCGAACUCAUCGAUCUUUACGAGAAGAAGAACAUUCCCAAAGUCAUCUACUGCAUCCACGCUCUCAGUUGGCUGUUGUACAGGAAAGGGAUCGUCGGCUUCCGCAUCGGGAACCUGAUUGGCCAGCUAGAAUUUGAGCACCAUGAGCUGGAAGCUAUGCAGAAGGGCCUAGAUAAGCUGGGGGCCAGCAUGCCCACGUUCAGCAAUAUGGGGGCUGAUUUUGGCGUCGAGCCGGCCCCUGAGCCGGAGGAGACCGAUGAAGAAAGGGUAGACCGGGAGCUGGCCGAGAACGAAGAGUCAAUUCUCGAACUGCAGGCACAGAUCCGCGGAGCUAUCCUUCGCAUCCGCCUCGGGAAGCUCAUGCAGCAGCUAUGGGACAAGGAGAACUGGAUCCUCGACCUCCAGUCCAGGAUCCGCGGCGACUGGACCCGCCAGAUCAUGGACUACCGCUUACAGAUGCGGCGCUUGGCCGUGGACUUUCAGAGCGCGGCCCGCGGCUUCCUGGUGCGUGCACGCAUGGCGCAGAGGGAGCACGACUGGAAGAAUGCGGAGCCGCAAGUGAUCAAGAUCCAGAGCCUUUUCCGCGCCCGCAAGGUUCGCAACGAGGUACGGGCUAUGAAAUCCGAGAUGCGUCGGGCAGAGGGACCGCUGCGCGCCAUCCAGGCGGCGAUGCGUGGUUUUCUCGUCCGUUCCGAAGUCUACAACCAGCUCCAGAAGACCGACGCCGCCGCAGACAUCGUGUCGGCCCUGCAGGCAGCUGCGCGUGGAAUGCUUGUGAGGAGCAGGGUCGUGGAGGAACGCAAAGCGCUUGGGGCAGAGACUGGGUCCAUCGUUGGUCUGCAGGCUGCUGCGCGCGCCAUGCUGGCCAGGAGCCAUAUCGCCCAACAGCGAGAGGCCCUCCUCCGCUUCUCGCCCCAGCUGGAGCAAAUUCAGGCCGCUUCUCGGGGGUUGCUAGUUAGAGAAAGCAUCCAAGCCCUCAAGGCCAACCUUCAGCAGCACCUGCCAGCCAUCGAGCGCCUGCAGGCGGCUUCGCGGGGAAUGCUGGUUAGAGAUGGCAUCCACAGUCUCAAGGCAGAACUUCAGCAGCACUCACCAGCUAUAGAACACCUGCAGGCGGCUGCCCGGGCUGGGGCCGUACGCCGCGAGCUAGCGCAGCUGCUUCAGGCCCUCGAAGAGACGGAGCCUCAAAUACUGGAGCUGCAGGGCCUGAUUCGCGGCACCCUCCUUCGCCAGAGAAUUGCGGCAGACUACCAGGCCCUCCAGGAACAAACCCCAGCGAUUCUCGACUUGCAGUCCCAGAUCCGGGGGAUGCUGUGCCGGAAGGUCCAGGGUGACCUCCUCGACGAGCUCAGCGCACACGAGGAUGCCGUGACUAAACUACAAGCCCAUGUCAGGGCUAUGCUGCUGCGCAACAACCUCGACACGCUCCUCGCGGAGCUCGAGGGAGAGGAGGCCAUGAUUGUGGGGCUCCAGGCGGCUGCCAGAGGCUUCCUGGUGCGCCAGACGUUCGCCGAGAAGAAGCGGCACUUCCAGGAGAACAUGUCCAAGGUCAUCAAGAUCCAGAGCUUUGUCCGUGCCAAGAUGCAAGGCGAGGCAUACAAGAGCCUGACCACUGGCAAGAGCCCGCCGGUCAGCGCCGUCAAGAACUUUGUCCACCUCCUGAACGACAGCGACUUUGACUUCAACGAGGAGGUCGAGUUUGAGCGGAUGCGCAAGACGGUGGUGCAGCAGGUGCGGCAGAACGAGAUGCUGGAGCAGUACAUCGACCAGCUAGACAUCAAGAUCGCGCUCCUCGUCAAGAACAAGAUUACGCUGGACGAGGUGGUGCGCCACCAGAGCAACUUUGGCGGCCACGCCAGCAGCCUGCUCGCCAACAGCUCCAUGGCUUCGACCAACCAGUUUGACCUCAAGGCUCUGAACAAGAACUCGCGCAAGAAGCUCGAGUCUUACCAGCAGCUGUUUUUCAACCUGCAGACGCAGCCCCAGUACCUGUCGCGGCUCUUCCGCCGCAUCCGCGAGCAGGCUAUGCCCGAGAAGGAGUGCAAGCGCACCGAGCACCUGAUGAUGGGCCUGUUCGGCUACGCGCAGAAGAGGAGAGAGGAGUACUACCUCCUGAAGCUCAUCGCCAGGUCCAUCCGCGAGGAGGUUGAGGGUACCCGGACGCUCAACGACUUCCUGCGUGGCAACUUCUUCUGGCCCAAGCUGCUUGGCAAUUACGCGCGCUCGCCUCGCGACCGCAAGUACCUGCGUGACCUCCUGGGGCCUCUGAUCCGUGACAACAUCGUCGAGGACCCGGCCUUGGACCUCGAGAGCGACCCUGUGCAGAUCUACCGAUCCGUCAUCAACAACGAGGAGCUUCGCACGGGCCGGCCAAGCCAGCGCCCGCUCGACGUUCCCCGCGAGGUGGCUAUCAAGGACGCCGAGACCAGGGAGCUGUUCAUAGACCACCUCCGCGAUCUGCGCGAGAUCUGCGACCAGUUCUUGCUGGCGCUCGAGGACCUGCUGCCCCGCCUCCCCUACGGGCUCAGGUACAUCUGCCGGCAAAUGUUUGAGGCGCUCUGCCAGCAGUUUAAGCGCGAGCCCCAGCACAUGCUGCUGCAGAUGGUUGGCAACUGGUUCUGGCGCUUCUACCUCCAACCGGCCCUUGUGGCGCCCGAGAACGUGGGUGUGGUCGAGACCAAGCUCAGCCCGCUGCAGAAGCGCAACCUGGGUGAGGUGGCCAAGGUGCUGAGCCAGGUUGCCUCGGGGCGCGCGUUCGGCGGAGAGAACAUCUACCUCCAGCCCCUCAACGCCUUCCUGGCCGACUCGGUCACGCGACUGACCCACAUUCUGGGCGACCUCGUCGCUGUGCCCGACGCCGAGGCCACGUUUGAUAUUGACGAGUUCAACGACCUGUACGCCAAGAACAGACCGACGCUCUACAUCAAGUUGAGCGACAUCUUCGCCAUCCACCACCUCGUGUCGUCGGAGCUUCCGGCCAUGUGCCCCAACCGCGACGACGUGCUGCGCGAGAUCAUGCACGAGCUUGGUAGUGCCAAAAACAACGAGAGCGAGAUGACAGCCACGGGCUCGUCCGACAUCCAGAUGUUUCUGACGCCCAAGCUGCACGAUGUUGAGGACCCGGACGCCGAGGUCAAGGCGCUCUUCAUGGAGACGAAGCGGUGCAUCCUGUACAUCAUCCGGGUGCAGACGGGCUCGACACUGCUCGAGAUCCUGGUCAAGCCCGUGACCCAGGAGGACGAGCACAAGUGGCUGGCGGUCCUCCACGACGACUUUGCCGACGACGGCGGCUCGCGGGGUGCCUACUCAGACGUCAAUAUGGUGGACGUAACGCGUAUGACAUACCUGGACCUGAAGCGCACCGCGCUCGAGAACGUGAUGCGUCUGGAGCACGCCGGCCGCAUCUCCAAGCACAACCACUACCAGGACAUCCUAAACGCCAUCGCUCUCGACAUCCGAACCAAGAGCAGGCGCCGGGUGCAGCGGCAGCGUGAGCUUGACGGCGUGCGGCAGACGCUUGGUAACCUCCACGAGAAGGCAAAGUACCUAGAGCAGCAGCGCAAGAGCUAUGACGACUACAUUGAGCAGGCCAUGGCGACGUUGCAGAAUAGAAAGGGCAAAAAACGCUUCCUCCUGCCCUUCACCAAGCAGUACAACCACCAACGCGAGUUGGAGCGCAGCGGGCGGGUGCCCAAGUUCGGCUCAUACAAGUACAGCGCGCGGGCCCUGAUGGACAAGGGCGUCCUCGUCACGUGGUCGGGCGUGACGGAGCGCGACCUGGAGAAGAUCAACCUGACCAUCUCGUGCGACGAGGUGGGCAUCUUCAACAUCGAGGGCUCGAGGGGCCACAUCCAGAUCCCGGGCGCCAGCGCCCUCGUGCCCAUCGAGGAUCUGCUGCAGGCCCAGUUCGAGUCGCACCAGUUCAUGAACCUCUUCGAGGGCAACCUGCGACUCAACGUCAACAUCCUGCUGCACCUGCUUUACAAGAAGUUUUACAGGACACAGUAAACGAUACCCCUCAUAGCGUGUGUCUCUUCGUCUUCCAUUUUCCGUUGUUUUCUUUGGGAAUCUCUUAUUUCUUUCCGAGGCGUGCUUGUCUGUUGCCACGGCAGGUAUUGCGGCGUCAUGUGUUUAUCACGUUUGGUGUUUAUAAGGAUGAAACCCCCCUGUCUGUUUUUGUGGCUGUCUUUUCUUUUCCUUUAUGUUUUGUUGUCAUGGCAUGAUGUCGGCAGUUGGUGGAGGGAUAACGGAGGGAGGGAAGGCAUUGGGUUGGGUCCAAGAUCACGAAGCACACACACUCACAAACACAGAUCAUCACCACACAUAAAAUCGGGGGUGGGGAAGCUGAUGGUACAAACUUUCACAUUAUUCAUGUUCAAGACCUUUUUUUUCUUGCUUCCUUUUCUAUCUUGUUUACUCACUUGACCGAACUACCCCUGUAGCCGUCGUCUCCUCAUUUUCUUGCUGCUUCUUUUCAGCAAAACACAACCAAUAUCUCGUCUUUUAGGACCCAGGAACGUCUCCUCAGUAGUGCUCUUUGGGCAUAGCAAACAUACCUAGGAGGUUCCCCCACCUACCUACCUAGCAACAACCUACGCCCAACACAUAUUGAUGUCGGGUAUAGCUGAAGGGGAGGGAGACUAGUUCCCGCGGGAGACAUCACAAGCACGAAAAGGUGACAUGUGCUCGCUGUGAGGUGUGGUAAUGGGGCAGGCGAGAGAGAGGACCAGGAUUUAUUUUAUUUCUCGUUUCGGUACGUUUGCUUGGCUGCCUAGAUAGAUAGUAGCUCAGGUAUAUUCCCUCGACAGGCAAUCACAUAUACCCUUCCGACUUGACUCGUUUGUAGCAUGAUUUUGGAAUUAGG